GUCAGCAUCAACAUCCACCUCCCCUUCACCUCCCCCCCACCACAAAAGACGCCAAUAUGACGUCCAUGGCUGCCGCGAUUGCGGCCUCGCUUCCGGCGCAGGUUGCGCCGACACCCGCCCCCGCCCCCGCCCCGGCCAAGGUUCCCGCGCGCAUGGAGGGCUUCCUUGACGUUGAGGCUGCGCGCGAGGUCGAGAGCGUCAAGCUCAACUCGCUUGCCUUCCUCAAGAUCUCGAAGCACUCGACGGACACGCUGCCGCAGCCCCCUGCGCACUCGUUCCAGCAGGACAGGCAGGCGCCUCCUCACACCAAUCUCUCGUCGCACCCCGACGCGAUGGGCAUCCUGCUUGGUCUUGAUCUUGACGGUGUCAUGGAGGUUGAGGACUGCUUCGCGCUCCCCGGCGGCGAGACCAGCCUCGGUGCUGCCUCUUACUCCACUCGUCUGCUCAACCACCUCCGCGAGGUGCAGACUCCCGACUCGCCUGUCGGUGUUUACCUGUCGACGCACAACGGCGGCUUCAUCACGCGUGGUGCCGUUGACCUUCUCGUGGCCGUGGAAAAGGCCGCCGGGCGCGGCAAGGCCAUCCUUGUCAUCCACGACGCGUCCAAGGCUGCCACGUCCGGUGACCUCAGCGUCAAGGCGUACAAGCUGAGCGAGGGCGCCCGCGCUGCUGCCAAGGACGGCAAGUGGGACGCAAGUGCGCUCCAGGAGAACAAGAUCACCGCCUCCACCAUGCUCACCUUCCUCCCCGUGACGAUCACGAGCUCGUCGCUCGUGUCCGCGUUCCUCGCGACCCUCACAACCCCCGCGACCGAGACCCGCCCGACUCUCGCUGCCCCCGCCGUUCCCCUCCCGCCCACGUUCGCCCCCCUCGUCAACCCCCUGCCAACCACCCUCCCCGGCAACUUGAGCAACACGCUCGACGGUCUCCAGCUCUACUCGCACGAGGCCAACAACCUCGCGUUCAUGAACCGCCAGCUGCAGCGUGAGAAGGCCAAGCACGAGAGCAUGGUCAAAGACCGCGAGGAGGAGAACGCGCGCCGCCGCAAGGCCGGCCAGGCCGAGCUCCCAAUCAUCUCGUCUGAGUUCCGCUCCGCCACCAAGGAGCACUCGCGGUUGGAGAUGCUGUGCCUCCAGGGCCAGGUCGACGGGCUCGCCAAGAGCAUGGGCGCCGAGGCUGGCAAGGGCCUGGUGAGGUGUUACCUGUAGACUGCAUGUAGAUGCAUAGUGGCUGUUGUUUCGUACCGCCGGAGAGCAGCGUGGAUGGAUCAGAUGGCC
Messenger RNA from Cutaneotrichosporon oleaginosum, 1277 nucleotides. RefSeq lists its product as uncharacterized. Lineage: Eukaryota; Fungi; Basidiomycota; Tremellomycetes; Trichosporonales; Trichosporonaceae. The record is from RefSeq and is a predicted model, not a curated record. Gene Ontology annotation, molecular function: protein binding; metallopeptidase activity; translation initiation factor activity. Gene Ontology annotation, cellular component: eukaryotic translation initiation factor 3 complex; cytoplasm.